Molecule: messenger RNA, 2231 nt
Organism: Plectropomus leopardus (leopard coralgrouper)
Lineage: Eukaryota; Metazoa; Chordata; Actinopteri; Perciformes; Serranidae
Gene: ift74
Product: intraflagellar transport 74
Biological process (GO): cilium assembly; intraciliary transport involved in cilium assembly
Cellular component (GO): intraciliary transport particle B; cilium
Molecular function (GO): beta-tubulin binding
Source: RefSeq, a predicted model, not a curated record
GUUAAUGUCAUCUUCAGUCUCCAACUAGCUCGCAUGCUAGUUCUUACCCUCAGUUGACAUUUUCCUCAAUGUGAAUUGGUUUACCAAACAGCCACCUUGGGUAAAAAUUAGAAAGACAUUUGCUGUAAGCGAAAACGAGCAAGCGGAGUCCAGUUUAAGGCAUCAUGGCGAGUCAGCGACCUCCCUCCAGCAUUGGCCGCCCAAUGAGCCGUAGUGGAUCUGUGGCCCCUGGCGCUGGAAGACCCCCAACAGCUGUCCGACCACCUCCUACAGCUAUCCGUGUCGCAACCGGGAUGGUUCCAGGUACAAGUGGUCAUCCUGGCAUGAGAGGCGGCAUCCCCAUCGCCACCCCUGGGGUCCUUUCAGCACAGAUCAAAGUGACUGACCGACCUGUGACCCAACAGGGGCUCAGUGGUAUGAAGACCGGCAUGAAAGGACCUCAAAGACAGAUUCUGGAUAAGUCCUACUACCUGGGCCUUCUUAGGAGUAAAAUCAACGAGUUAACCACCGAGACCAGCAAACUGCACAAAGAGAUCGACAACUACCGUCAGGAGAAUUCUGUUUAUCUCUCCUAUGAGAAGAGAGCUGAAGGCCUGGCUGCAGAGAUUAAGGAUCUACAGGGCCAGCUUGCUGACUACAACAUGCUGGUGGACAAGCUCAACACCAACACAGAGAUGGAGGAAAUGAUCAAUGACUACAAUAUUUUGAAAGCCCAGAAUGACAGCAAGGCUGAAAGCAUUGAUAGCAUCUUCACUGAGCGGAGAGAAAGAGAGGAGGCCAUCAGGGCGAUAGAAGAAGAAAUCAGGAAGGAAAGGCGGGUUGCUGAUGAGGUCAUCCAGGCGAUGCCGGCUGCAAAGCAAGAGAAGUAUUUCGCCAUGACAGCAGCCAAUGAGGAACUGCUACAGGAACUUGCUGUUCUCCAGGAGGAGCUGGACAUUCUUCUAACCAGGAAGGAGGACUACGACGCUGAGCUGUCCCACUCGCACAUAAAGCAGGAAGUGGUUCGGCUUCAUGAGACUCUGUCGGCGCUGGAGGCGAAGCGUGACGCCAUGGAGGCUGAGCAAAAGAGCCUCAGCUCUCCACAGGAGCAGAGAGACCAACUUCUAAAUCAGGUUAAGGAGGACAACCAGGAAAUGGCCAGCAUGGAGAGACAACUUACAGAGAUCAGGGAGAGGAUGGGUCAGAUCACAGAGGAGAUCCGACAACUGGAGCAGGACUCAGAGGAAGCUCAGGGGGAGUGUCAGCAGAAAUACAAAGAGCUGAAGAAGAAAGAGGAGGAAAUUGACCGGUACCUGGAGUCAUUUGAGGAGGUCUGGGCGCAAGAACAAGACAAGAUGACACAGACCCAGGAGAACAUCGUCUCCCUCCUGGAACACUGCAGCAGAAACAUGCUGCGGCUACGUCAGGUGGAUACAGUGACUGCCAGUGAGUUGAGGAACAUGCAGGAGGUUCUGGUUAGCAAGGAGACAGAGGUGGUCCAAUCAGAGAGCACUGCAAGAGGACUAACAACUGAGUCCCAGCGCCUGCAGCAGGACCUGGAGAAGGUGCAGCAGCUGGAGGGGAAGAUCACAGUGGAGCUCAGCACCCUGAAGGAGCGCAUCAGCACCAUGGAGUUUGAGCUGGUCACCUACAGGGACCUGGACGCCCUGAGACACACAGCAGAGGAGAAGAAAAAGAGACUCCAGGAGGACCGCGUGUCCCUCACUCUGCGUCGGGACUCAUUCAAACAGCUGCUGGAGGAAAUGAACCAGGAAUAUGAAGUUCUGAAGACCAAACUGCAAGAAAACGAGACCCAUGCUCAGCUGGCAAACCUUGAAAGGAAAUGGCAACACUUGGAGCAGAACAACUUUGUGAUGAAAGAAUUCAUCGCGUCCAAAUCUCAGGAGAGUGAUUACGCCUCAGUCGCCAAGAACGUCUCCCAACAGGUGGCAGAGUACAACAAGAGUCUGAUAGAGUCCUUGCAGAACAAUAGGAGUUAAAAACACAUAGCAUAACAGAAAAAUAAACAUAAACUAAAGACAUCUGCAGUCUGUUACAGUUAAUGGAGUUGCUUUCUGUACUAAAAGACCCAAAAUGUGUCGCUGUAGUCAAUGUUUGAUGCAUUUAUCCACGAUUUUAUAUUUAAAUGUCGUUGAUAUUCUGCUGCAUUCCUUUCCAUGUCACGACUGUAGGUUUCUGUGAGCUAAUCUUUAAAGUGCUCCAAUCAUUUGAAUAAAGAGGUUUUGAGAAAA